UUGUUUUUUAAAUGUGGGACAUUUAAGGAAUAAGAGGACAAGAGAAACCAAGAUAGGGAGAUUAUAACAAUGGAACAUCCCCAAGCCAACUGCCAAACUCUGAAUCAUAUUUAUGUUACAUCCCCACCACAGUUUCAAAAGAAAAUAGAGCUUCAUAUUACCAUCUUAUAAUCAAAUUCCUACUCCCCCCCCCUAUGAGUUCCUGUACACUCCAAGGCUUCGGCCUGCUGCUGGGGUUCGUUGAUCCAGAGCAAGCAACUCCCGACUGGAACAACAAGGCCGACAAUGCAUGGCAGCUCACAGCAGCCACCAUGGUCGGUCUCCAAACCGUUCCCGGACUGGUCAUCCUCUAUGGCAGCAUGGUGAAGAAAAAAUGGGCUGUCAACUCUGCCUUCAUGGCCCUCUAUGGCUUUGCUGCAGUGCUCGUCUGUUGGGUGUUGUGGGCACAUCGUAUGGCAUUCGGCGACCGAUUGUUCUGGCUUGUUGGUAAGCCUGGCAUAGCGCUGUCUGAAAGUUACCUUCUUAAACAGUCUACACAAGGCUGUUUUCCCAUGGCUGACUACGUGUUUUUCCAGUUUGCUUUUGCUGCCAUUACUGUCGUGUUGCUUGCUGGGUCCUUGCUGGGAAGGAUGAAUUUUGGUGCAUGGAUGCUUUUUGUUCCAAUGUGGCUAACUUUUUGUUACACUGUGGGGGCAUUUUGUAUAUGGGGGAAUGGGUUUAUUCAGAAGUACCUCAUUGACUAUGCCGGCGGCUACGUCAUUCAUCUUUCUUCUGGGGUGGCUGGAUUCACUGCUGCUUACUGGGUCGGGCCACGACACUCCCGUGACAGGCAAAACUUCCCACCAAACAACAUACUGCACAUGGUUGGCGGUGCAGGGUUUCUUUGGAUGGGCUGGACUGGAUUCAAUGGAGGUGCUCCAUUUGCGGCAGGUCGCAUUACAUCGCUAGCCAUUUUGAACACACAUGUUUGUACUGCAACAAGUCUCUUGAUCUGGGUUUCAAUGGACAUCAUAGUAUACAAGAAAAGCUCUGUGAUUGGUGCAGUUCAAGGGAUCAUCACUGGGCUUGUCUGCAUCACUCCUGGUGCAGGGCUUGUAGACACUGUCGCAGCUGUGGUGAUGGGCGUUCUUGCUGGUUUGGUUCCAUGGUACACCAUGAUGGUGUUGCAUAGGAGGCUGGCAUUCCUUCAGUGUGUCGAUGAUACUCUGGGUGUCUUCCACACGCACGCGGUAGCUGGUUCCAUGGGGGGACUUCUCACAGGUUUUUUUGCGAAACCAAGCCUUCUGAGAAUGUUGUAUCCAGAUUCUCUAUAUAGUCCAGGCUUCCUGUACGCUAUCUCCGAUAGAAAACUCAAAGAUGGCCUCAAACAAAUUGGCAUCCAGUUAGCAGGAGCAGUGUUUAUUACUCUCUGGAAUGCCAUUUUUACCAGCAUUAUCUGUUACCUGAUUAGCCAUAUUGUUAACUUACGGAUGAAAGAAGAGGACCUGGAGAUUGGUGAUGAUGCUGCUCAUGGAGAGGAACCCUAUGCGUUGUGGGGUGACGGAGAGAAGAUGCCAUCUUCAUUUCGUCUUCCACACACCCCUAGGUUUCCAUCGUUAUGCAGGUGGGAUUAGGAGAACCAGACUUGCAGUAAUUCUCACUGCUGCUGCAGUCACUCCAGCUCAGGAGUCUUGAGGCGCCAUUUCUGUAAA
Messenger RNA from Benincasa hispida (wax gourd), 1691 nucleotides. Its product is annotated as ammonium transporter 2 member 3-like. Gene Ontology annotation, biological process: ammonium transmembrane transport. Lineage: Eukaryota; Viridiplantae; Streptophyta; Magnoliopsida; Cucurbitales; Cucurbitaceae. Gene Ontology annotation, cellular component: plasma membrane. Gene Ontology annotation, molecular function: ammonium channel activity. The record is from RefSeq and is a predicted model, not a curated record.